AUGAUAGGAAAUAAAUUGAGGCGAUUUAAUCCAGCUUGGUUUGACCAAUACAACGGUUUUUCAAGUUGGAAUAAAACCGAGAGGUUGGCUUCUCAUGUGGAUGAUGUCAAUAGUUUUCAUAAUAAUGCACGCAAAAAGUGUGAUGAUUUGAUGAGGCAAAGUCAAUCUAUCAUACAUGCUAUGCAUAAGCAAAGUGAUACGAUGAAAAACGAGUAUCGUAUUCGGUUGAAUGCCUCAAUUAGUUCUUCUAGAUAUUUGUUGAAUCAAGGACUACCAUUUCGAGGCCACGAUGAGUUAGAAAUUUCUGAUAAUAAAGGAAAUUUUCUGGAACUUGUCAAAUAUACUGCAGAACAAAAUGAAGGUUUGAGUAAGAUGGCAGUAGUUUUUCGUUUUGUUGACAAGAACGGGAUAGUGAAAGAGAGAUUUAUUGAUCUUGUUCAUGUGAAAGAAACAUCUGCUUUAUCUCUGAUGUCUGCCAUUGAUUCUUUGUUUGCUAAACAUGGUUUGAGUUUAAAAAAAGUCAAAGGACAAGGCUAUGAUGGGGCAAGCAAUAUGAAAGUUUUGUUGAAUGUGGUUGACAUGAUGUAUUUGGAUUGCUGGUGGAUGAGUCUAGUGAUGUUUCUGACAAGGAGCAGAUGGCAGUAG
Molecule: messenger RNA, 645 nt
Organism: Tarenaya hassleriana
Lineage: Eukaryota; Viridiplantae; Streptophyta; Magnoliopsida; Brassicales; Cleomaceae
Exons: 5
Coding region: 1-645 (214 amino acids)
Source: RefSeq, a predicted model, not a curated record